CACCCCCCCUUCGAUCGUCCGUCCGCCACAACACAUCUACCUCCGAGCACUCCUUCCACCAGCGCAGCGCAGCAUCACGCACCAUGGCGACAGCGAUGCAGGCGCUCAAGGGCGACGCGCCGCAGCAGGCUCGCUCCCUAUACCGCCAGCUCCUGCGACAGGGCGAGCAGUUUGCGGCCUAUAACUUCCGGGACUACGCGAAAAGGCGAACGAGGGAUGCGUUCAGGGAGCACCAGCACGUCCAGGACUCGCGGGAGGUGCAGGAGCUGAUCCAGAAGGGCCUCAAGGAGCUGCAGGUGAUGAAGCGUCAAACGCUGGUCAGCCAGUUCUUCCAGAUGGACCGAUUAGUUGUCGAGGGCGGUGUUGCUGGCAAGGAGAAGGGCGACCAUAGCGAGAUUGUGAGGCAAAAGGAGCAGGGUUACGAUUAAGUCAUUGCCACGAGGGAAGCUGGCAGUCGACCCUGGGUCUUGUACGACAAGAGAUCACCAGGCAGGGAGGACCGUCGGACUUUGUACAAUAUGAUCGGGGAUGGAACGAAACUGUACACCAAAAUACAAAUGACUGGGCUGGGAGGGGAGGCAGCAGGGGACGCUGCAUGCGCUGUGGGGAGGUUACUUGGCUACCUACCUUAUGCUUUGGAAGCCGGAUAGAGGACAUACGCCCCUCUGAGCACAUAGAUUCUCACAAUGGAGUUUGCCUGGGCACUUU
Messenger RNA from Verticillium dahliae VdLs.17, 708 nucleotides. RefSeq lists its product as uncharacterized. Gene Ontology annotation, cellular component: mitochondrion; L-cysteine desulfurase complex. The coding region runs from base 84 to 428 and encodes 114 amino acids. NCBI's taxonomy places the organism in Eukaryota, Fungi, Ascomycota, Sordariomycetes, Glomerellales, Plectosphaerellaceae. The transcript has 5 exons. Gene Ontology annotation, biological process: iron-sulfur cluster assembly. The record is from RefSeq and is a predicted model, not a curated record.